Messenger RNA from Cutaneotrichosporon cavernicola, 1146 nucleotides. RefSeq lists its product as uncharacterized. Gene Ontology annotation, biological process: L-valine catabolic process. Bases 1 to 1146 code for a protein of 381 amino acids. Gene Ontology annotation, molecular function: NADP binding; 3-hydroxyisobutyrate dehydrogenase activity; NAD binding. The record is from RefSeq and is a predicted model, not a curated record. Gene Ontology annotation, cellular component: mitochondrion. The transcript has 3 exons. NCBI's taxonomy places the organism in Eukaryota, Fungi, Basidiomycota, Tremellomycetes, Trichosporonales, Trichosporonaceae.
AUGCUCCCAACCUCCACCCUCCUCUCGCGCGCCAACACCUUCGGCUGGAUCGGCCUCGGCGCCAUGGGCGGUCCCAUGGCCACCAACCUCUACACCAAGGCCUGGGCUCUGGCCGGUACGCGCAAGGGUACCGAGAUGCCCGAGAUGGUCAUUUGCGAGCCUAACGAUGCCAAUGCCACGGCAUUCAUUAAUGGUGUCAAGGAGCAGAGUGGUGCCGAGGCUGCCGGUCGUGUGCGCCGUGUCACCAAGCCCAGCGAGGUCGCCGCCGAGGCUGCGCGCGUCUUCACCAUGCUUCCCUCCACGCCCCAGGUCGAGGCCGUGUACCUCGGCGAGAGUGGUCUUCUCAAGGGUCUGUCGGACGCAAAGAGCUCGGGAUCCCUCAGCGAGCACGUCAAGGCCAACCCUUGGCUCCUUGGUGCCUCCGAGGCGCCCAAGGACUCGACCAACGCCAACACCCUGCUCGUGGACCACACGACGCUGGACCCCACAGCCGCCAAGCGUAUCGCUGACGACGUGCAUGCGCAGACGAACAACUCGGUGCUUAUGAUUGACGGGCCUGUUUCUGGUGGCGUCGCCGGAGCCAAGGCUGGCACCCUCACCAUCAUGUUCGGUUCCCCCUCGCCUAUUGCGUCCGACCUCGCUCGCGGCCUCCUCCAGUUCAUGUCCCGUGAAGGCGGUGUCGUUCCCUGCGGUGGGAGCGGCGCAGGCGUUGGCGUAAAGGUCUGCAACAACCUCGUGUUGGCGAUCAACCAGAUCGCGCUGGCCGAGGGACUGGCCCUGGGUCACGCGCUCAAAAUCGACCCGCUUCUCCUGCACGACAUUUUCAACACUUCCUCGGCCCAGUCGUGGUCGAGCAAGGUCAACUCCCCUCUUCCCGAGGUCGCUGGAUCACCGGGGUCGCGCGGAUACAAGGGCGGAUUCUUGAGCAAGCUCAUGCUCAAGGACGUUGGGCUUGCUUUGAGUGCUGCCCACGCCCACUCGUUGCCCACGCCUCUUACAUGGGCCGCGGGGAGCGUUUAUGAGGCUGUGGGUAAGGAGGGCGACAUGGCCAACGAGGACUUUUCGGUUGUGUACAAGUGGCUUUUGGAGAAGCAGGCGCAGGGCGUUGAGAUUGGGUGGAAGAACGGCGGGCCGGGCGACAAGUAG